Molecule: messenger RNA, 1985 nt
Organism: Theobroma cacao (cacao)
Lineage: Eukaryota; Viridiplantae; Streptophyta; Magnoliopsida; Malvales; Malvaceae
Gene: MKK3
Product: mitogen-activated protein kinase kinase 3
Biological process (GO): MAPK cascade; protein phosphorylation
Molecular function (GO): ATP binding; MAP kinase kinase activity
Source: RefSeq, a predicted model, not a curated record
UCCCGUCGUGUUCCGGAUGGUGAAGACAAGAAACUACGAAAAGUAACUGCCUAACAAAAAAAUGUCUACCGUUAGCAGUUAAUCUCAAAAACUCAGCUGUACGGGUUCCUAACUUAGUGAGAGGGAAUGCAUCAAUGUGUACUUUAUUGCCAUUUUGAGUUAUAAUGGCGGGAUUAGAAGAGUUCAGGAAGAAGCUAGCACCUUUGUUCGAUGCUGAGAAGGGCUUCUCAGCUGGAUCAACACUUGAUCCUUGUGAUUCUUACAUGCUGUCAGAUAGUGGAACUGUCAACUUACUGAGUAGAUCAUAUGGAGUGUACAACAUCAACGAGCUUGGAUUGCAAAAAUGCACAUCUUCACCUGUGGAUGAAUCAGAUCAAGGAGAAAAGACAUAUCGGUGUGCGUCUCAUGAGAUGAGGAUAUUUGGGGCAAUAGGUAGUGGUGCAAGCAGUGUUGUUCAGAGAGCUAUGCAUAUUCCAUCUCAUAGAAUUCUUGCCUUGAAGAAAAUUAAUAUAUUUGAGAAGGAGAAAAGACAACAGCUUCUGACAGAAAUAAGGACCCUUUGUGAGGCACCUUGUUCUGAGGGUCUUGUUGAAUUCCAUGGAGCUUUCUAUACCCCAGACUCAGGGCAAAUAAGCAUAGCUUUGGAAUACAUGGAUGGAGGGUCACUGGCAGAUAUCUUAAGAUUACAGAAAAGUAUACCAGAACCUGUUCUUUCAUCUAUGUUUCAGAAGCUCCUGCAGGGGCUAAGCUACUUGCAUGGAGUUAGGCAUUUGGUUCACAGAGACAUCAAGCCUGCAAAUCUGCUUGUAAAUCUGAAGGGGGAGCCAAAAAUAACAGAUUUCGGCAUAAGUGCUGGCCUAGAUAAUUCAAUGGCAAUGUGUGCUACCUUUGUUGGGACUGUUACAUACAUGUCACCUGAGCGAAUCCGAAAUGAGAGCUAUUCUUAUCCUGCUGACAUAUGGAGCCUUGGUCUUGCUCUCUUUGAGUGCGGCACUGGAGAAUUUCCAUAUACAGCUAAUGAAGGACCGGUUAAUCUCAUGCUGCAGAUCUUGGAUGAUCCAUCACCAUCACCACCAGAACACAAAUUUUCACCAGAGUUCUGCUCAUUUAUUGAUGCUUGCCUGCAGAAGGAUGCAGAUGCCAGGCCAACAGCUGAACAGCUUCUUUCCCACCCGUUUAUUAAAAAGCACGAGCACACUAGAGUAGACUUAGCAGCAUUUGUUCGAAGUGUGUUUGAUCCAACUCAAAGGCUGAAAGAUUUGGCUGAUAUGCUGACUAUACACUAUUACUUACUAUUCGAUGGACCUGACGAAACCUGGCAUCAUACAAGGACCCUAUACAAUGAAGAUUCAACUUUUAGUUUCUCAGGGAAAAAAUUUGUUGGUCCAAAUGAUAUCCAUGCAAAAUUGUCCAAUAUCCGGAGUACAUUAUUAGGUGACUGGCCCCCUGAAAAGCUUGUGCAUGUUGUAGAAAAACUUCAAUGUCGUGCUCAUGGUCAAGAUGGAGUUGCAAUCCGUGUUUCGGGAUCCCUGAUCAUCGGCAAUCAGUUUCUUAUCUGUGGGGACGGCUUACAAGUAGAGGGCAUGGCUAAUUUUAAAGAUCUUGCUAUCGAUAUUCCUAGUAAGCAAAUGGGUACUUUCCAGGAACAAUUUAUAAUGGAACCAGGAGAUCUCAUUGGCCGAUACUUCAUAGCUAAACAAGAGCUUUACAUUAUCCAAUAACUGAACUACAAGCAUGCUCUCUGAGAUUCUACAAGUUUUUCAGCACCUUCCUUCCAUUGUUGGCUCCCUGCUCAUGGAGUGCAACAUGGCUUGUGCCACUAGAAAUUGAUCAAGUGCAUGUGGUACUAUGUAUUUUGAAACAAAACCACAUGUUCUGAUGUUGUAACAUAUAAAAUUAUGGUUCUUGCCAUAAUUGUUAAUGUGAAUGAUAAUGAGAUCAAUUUAUGGAUUUAAAGCUAAUUAAUUGCUUCUUCUGUUUGUAUU